AUUCUUUCCCUAUUUCUUUUCUUUCUUUCUCUUCCCCCUUUUCUCUGAUUCUUUUUCUUUCUUUUACAUGUCCAAAAUAGUCAACGAACAAGCACCAAAGCGUGUGAAAGUCACUCUUGCUUGCGUUAUCUGUCGUAAAAAGAAAGUCAAGUGUGAUGGAAUUCAACCCUCUUGUUCCAGAUGUCAAUCCAUCGGUAAUUGUUGUCAAUAUUCAGACCCUCCCAAAAAGCGAGGCCCACCCAAAGGCUAUGUUGAAGUCAUUGAAAGUAGAGCGCAUCGAAUCGAGUCUCUUUUAGGAAAUCAACAAAAUAAGCAACAACAACAAAUCUUGAUCAUCAAAAAAGAUCAACCGAUAAAUGCUUUGCUUUGUUUGAUUUCUGGCGCAGUAGAUAAUGCCCUAGUACACGGCAGCAAUGGCAUAGUGUACGAUUUUUUAAUGACAGAAGAUGUGCUUUUCAAUGCAAGAGAAAAGCUCAUUUUUCAUCACCAAGACAUAUGGACCGAGAACUUUUUUAAUCAUUUCAAUUUCAUGUUCCCCAUCUUGUCAAGACCUCAAUUUGCCUUUCAGCUUGAAAGAGAUGAAUUAAACCCACUCUUAAAAUUCGCCGUGUUUUUAUUAGGUUGUAGAUUAGAAAAUAAAGAUAUACAACAGGAAAAAGUGCUGUAUCAGCACUUUCUUGGUUUAUCGAAUGACUUUAUUACCAUACCUGAUAUUACAACUGUACAGGCCGUUGUCAUCAUGUGCUGGUAUACUUAUAUUGCAGGUGAUAUGGUGAAGUGCUACUCGCUCCGUCACCAACUGGCACAAUUGGUUACUGAAAUGAACCUUGGUUACGAAUCUGAUAAUUCUAAAGAUACUCAUUACAUUGAAAUGAAGCGACGUGCAUUUUGGGUCUCGUUUGUGAUUGACCAGUGGCUGGCAAGUUGUACAGGUGGUGAAAGGCUACUGACUCAAUCUUGGGAUUGUAAAUGGCCUCAAUUGGAAGACAAUCAACUUUUUGCUCUACAUCAUCAACAACAAGAACAAAAGUUAUUGGUUAAUACCUGUUAUUUCUCAAUCGAGUCUGCUUUACAGAUCAAUUCCUUUAACGAAAUGAUUCGCCUGUCAAACAUUGUUGCCGACAUGUGCAAUGGAGACAAUGUCAAUAAGCUUGAAUCUAAAUUAACUGAAUGGUUAUUGCAAUUGCCCUCUUAUUUGGAUUAUGGGAAGCCGACAGCAGGGGAACCAUCGGCACUUGCUAAAUUAUAUCGUAUCUUUUAUCACACUGUCCAAAUCAUGUUAAAUAAUAAUAGCAGCCAUAAUAGUGGUCUAUGUACCAGUAUAUGUACCACUGCAGCAAAUACCAUCAUUCAUAUAUCUGAACGAAUGGUCGACCUGGGGCAACAGAAAUAUUUGUACAAUGUAUUUUUCUCAUCACUCACGUUAGCUACUUCAAUUCAUCUUGAUAAAGUAGAUAAAAUAAGUCUGUACAAAAGCAUUUCAAUUAUCAAACAAAUCAAUUGCUGUUUAUUACCUGCCAUAGACUUUGAUGCUUUAAUGGAUCAAUUUCUAGUGGAGGACACACCCAUUUAUCCAUCACCAACGAGCUCGUCUUCAUCCUUACCUAAAGUAAAUAAUAAGAGAGCAUACAAUUACGAAGAAGACGAUCAAGUGCAGUUUGAUUUAGUAGACAUAUUUCCAAAUAUCAUGGACCCCGUCGUAGAUAAUUCACAAUGGCCUUCCUGGUUGGACUUUUUCGAUAAUCAGACAGUAGAAUCAUCCACAACAACAUGCUCGCCCAUAUCAUACAUCACACCAUCUCAUUCACCCAUACUUUCCUUAUGUCUGAAGGAUGAAGACAUCAUCCCAUACGAUUUAUUAUCGGAUCAACAGUACUUUUCUCUAUUAUGAUUCAACUCUAUUUUACGAUUAUGAAAAAACUACGCCCAUCUAACAUGCACACUUCUUUUCUUUUUUUUUUCUUUUUUAUUAUUACUAUCUACUUUGCAAAAAAAGAUACAUUUAUAUUUUUAAUUAUUCUCGCCGGAAACGGCCUAUACAUAUUCUCUUUCAAUCUUCACUGUACCCCAUAUGCCUCUAUGAAUUAAUAAAAUAUACAAAUAAUGGUGUGUAUUAAUAAUAAUACUGAAAAAAAAAAAGUAAGGCAGUUAUUCC
Messenger RNA from Mucor mucedo, 2155 nucleotides. RefSeq names its product fungal-specific transcription factor domain-containing protein. The transcript has 3 exons. Bases 68 to 1891 code for a protein of 607 amino acids. Gene Ontology annotation, biological process: regulation of DNA-templated transcription; DNA-templated transcription. NCBI's taxonomy places the organism in Eukaryota, Fungi, Mucoromycota, Mucoromycetes, Mucorales, Mucoraceae. Gene Ontology annotation, molecular function: DNA-binding transcription factor activity, RNA polymerase II-specific; DNA binding; zinc ion binding. The record is from RefSeq and is a predicted model, not a curated record.